This is a messenger RNA of Rotaria sp. Silwood2, 1074 nucleotides long. Lineage: Eukaryota; Metazoa; Rotifera; Eurotatoria; Philodinida; Philodinidae. The record is from the annotation of a GenBank genome assembly.
AUGGCUUCAGUAAAAUUGAAUAUCAUUGUAUUUCUUGUGGUUUUAUUUACUUCAUACAGUUUAUCAUAUGUUCCACCAUGUAUUACAAUGAAACGUCUUUCAAAUGUACCAAUUAUAUCAUCAUGGAAUAACAAUUCUGACUUUUUAUAUAAUUAUAAUAGUGCAUUUAUGCCAACAAUAAAUGAUUCCGAUGGAGUUGCACUUCUAGUACGUGUGCAAAAUUUAAGUAAUAAUUCAAAAACUAUCUAUGAUGUUGGUCCAAGUAAAAUAGCAUUGAGUCGAAGUAUAGACAGUACUUAUCUUAAAUAUACAUAUAUUACUCAACAAGAUAUAAUCAUUGAUACUGAUCGAGAAUAUCAAUCAAUUGGAGUUGAAGAUCCUCGUAUGGUAUUGUUUAAUAAUACUUACUAUCUAUUAUAUACAGCUCUAAGCAGCGAUUCACACGGUCUAUGGCGUGCUCAAUUAGCAUUAGCUACAUGUCAAAUCAAUUGUUUCACUAAAUUAAAUUGGAAAUAUUAUGGCCCCUUAUUUCCCGAUGUAUUUUGGAGUAAAAGUGGUAGUUUAUUAGUUCACAAUGACACUCAUCGUUAUUUAUUUUUCAAUGAUUCAAAUAUUUCGAUAGCACAAACAAAAGAUCUUAUUCAUUAUGAUCUUUCAUCUAGUUUAUUGCUUAGAACUCGAUCUGAUCAUUUUGAUUCAGCACUUGUCGAAGCUGGACCACAACCAUUAAAAUUAAGUGAUAACAAUUAUCUAUUUCUUUAUAAUUCAGCACGACAUACAACAAUUCCAAAUCUAAAACCUAAUUGGAAUUUUCAAUAUAAUUUAGGUUGGGCAAUAUUAAAUGGUGAAGAUCCAACACAAGUUUUAGCUAGAAGUGAAUUACCAAUUUUGUCACCAGAAUUAGAUUGGGAAAGAUGUGAUACGGAGUCAGGGGAAUGGGCUAAUCGUGGUCUUACACCACUUGUUAUUUUUGUUGAAGGAUGGAAGAAAAUAGCUGAAGAUACAUUCUUAGUUUGGUAUCAAGGAUGUGAUUCAACUAUGGGUUUAGCUGAACUUAAAGUGUUUUUUUCAUAA